Messenger RNA from Sarcophilus harrisii (Tasmanian devil), 4109 nucleotides. RefSeq names its product actin related protein 2 (gene ACTR2). The record is from RefSeq and is a predicted model, not a curated record. The transcript has 10 exons. Gene Ontology annotation, cellular component: Arp2/3 protein complex; actin cortical patch. Gene Ontology annotation, biological process: Arp2/3 complex-mediated actin nucleation. The coding region runs from base 137 to 1333 and encodes 398 amino acids. Gene Ontology annotation, molecular function: actin filament binding. NCBI's taxonomy places the organism in Eukaryota, Metazoa, Chordata, Mammalia, Dasyuromorphia, Dasyuridae.
CUUGGGCGGUGGCAGCGGCGGCGGCGGCGGCUGUAGUAGCUUCCUCACCAGCGGCAGCGGCGGCGGCGGCGGCGACUAGCCCAGCUGAAGCGGGAGAGAAGCGCGCAGGCGGCGUUGAUUCUCUCCGGGACUCACAAUGGACAGCCAGGGCAGGAAAGUGGUGGUGUGUGACAACGGCACCGGGUUUGUCAAAUGUGGAUAUGCAGGCUCUAAUUUUCCAGAACACAUCUUUCCAGCUUUGGUUGGAAGACCUAUUAUCAGAUCAACCACCAAAGUGGGAAAUAUUGAAAUCAAGAAUAACAAGAUGGAUCUUAUGGUUGGUGAUGAGGCAAGUGAAUUGCGAUCAAUGUUAGAAGUUAACUAUCCUAUGGAAAAUGGCAUAGUUCGAAACUGGGAUGAUAUGAAGCAUCUGUGGGACUAUACAUUUGGACCAGAAAAACUUAACAUAGAUACCAGAAAUUGUAAAAUCUUACUUACGGAGCCUCCUAUGAACCCAACAAAAAACAGGGAGAAGAUUGUGGAGGUCAUGUUUGAGACUUACCAGUUUUCUGGUGUAUAUGUAGCCAUCCAGGCUGUUCUUACUUUGUAUGCUCAAGGUUUAUUGACUGGUGUUGUUGUGGACUCUGGUGAUGGUGUAACUCAUAUAUGUCCAGUGUAUGAAGGCUUUUCUCUUCCUCACCUUACCAGAAGACUGGAUAUUGCUGGGAGAGACAUUACCAGAUAUCUUAUCAAGUUGCUGCUUCUUCGAGGAUAUGCCUUCAACCAUUCUGCUGAUUUUGAAACUGUUCGCAUGAUUAAAGAAAAACUGUGCUAUGUGGGGUACAAUAUUGAACAGGAGCAGAAACUGGCCCUAGAAACCACAGUAUUAGUUGAAUCUUAUACACUCCCAGAUGGCCGAAUUAUCAAAGUUGGUGGAGAGAGGUUUGAAGCACCUGAAGCUUUAUUUCAACCUCAUUUGAUCAAUGUAGAAGGAGUGGGUGUUGCUGAAUUGCUUUUUAACACAAUCCAGGCUGCUGAUAUUGAUACCAGAUCUGAAUUUUAUAAGCACAUUGUGCUUUCUGGAGGUUCUACCAUGUAUCCUGGGCUGCCAUCUCGUUUGGAACGUGAACUUAAACAGCUUUACUUAGAACGAGUUUUAAAGGGAGAUGUGGAAAAACUUUCGAAAUUUAAGAUACGCAUUGAGGACCCACCUCGCCGAAAGCACAUGGUGUUUCUGGGCGGUGCAGUUCUGGCAGACAUUAUGAAGGACAAAGACAACUUUUGGAUGACCAGACAAGAAUACCAGGAAAAGGGUGUUCGUGUGCUAGAGAAACUGGGCGUGACUGUUCGAUAAACUCAAAGCUUCUUCCCAUCACAUCUUUAAAGCUUUCUUUUCCCCCCCCUCUUUAUUGCCAAUUUUUGAACUCAUUCAGCUACAUCACAUGGAAAAGGCCUCUCUGUGCCCUUUGACAUGAAAGGUCAGGUUUUGUUCUGAUUUCUCUGGGAAGCUUUGGUAAAUGUUAGUUAAUGUGGCUAAAUUUGACUAUUUAAUUUGCCCACUUCCCUACAAACAAAACAGGAGAGCUAAGGGCCCUGUCUGUUGCAUUGUUUCUUCUCUGUAGGCAUUUGGAUAAUUCCUGUAGACUUUUUUAUUUUCAGUUUACUGCUAUAAUGCUGCUAGCUUUUGUCUUUAGCACACCAGGUGGUUUGCCUUUCUUAGCAUAAGAAAAACUUUUACAGCAGCUUUUAUAUCCUAUUACUUUUGUGGAGGAGUUACCUUUGCACCCUUUGUAGCCUUUCUUCCAUAAUGUGGAGUUUUAAACUGUCACUGCUACUACUAUAAAUACCUUAAAGCCUUCCAUGUUUAAUGUCUUGGGGAAAUAAUCUGGCUGUAAACUAAACAGUUAAAGUUCUCCUCCCUUUCCUCCAGAGGUUAGUGGGGAUACGGGAGUGGAAAUGAGUUGAGAGAUACUGUAUUUUGAUUUUGAGCUGUAUAUCUUUUCUGUGAUCAUUUAGGGUGAACUUUAUUUACAUUCAUUUUAUUUUGUAAGUUUUCCAUUUUAAUUUUGGUAUACAUUUCCAUAUGAUAGAAAAAGCAAGGGUAGAGUAAUAUCUAAUCCAUUGCCAUAUGGUUUAACCCUAGCUUAAAAAAAAUUUUUUUUUAAUUCCAUACAUCAUCAUUCUGGGACUGGUUUCUCUAGAAUUUGUCAAGUGAAAGAUGCUUUUUAGUAAUUCUAAGUACAGAGAAAAGCGUUACUUAAAAACUGAAUUGUAAAAUCGGUUAUUUUUCUAAAGUGCUUUUGUUUAUUUCUAAAGCACUUAUAUUAAAUUUUGCAGAGGCAGUAAUCUGAUGCCAAGUACUGUUCUUAAAAAGUGGAGAUUUCCUGUAACUGACCAGUGCUGAUUUAAAUAAAACAAGCAGAUAUGGUUGCUGGCAGUAAUUAAGAAGAAAUACCUCUACUUGUUGGAUUAAAAAAUAACAUUGGGUUAUGGGACUUGUUGCCAGUUGAUAAAUAUUCAUUCACAAGUAAUUUUUGCUUGUCUUGAUUUGAUACUGGGAAGGGGGUAGGGUGAAAUUCAAUUGUUUGAAAUGUUGUUUACAAAAGAAAAAUCAAGAUUAAAAAUCUCUAACAACUAUUGAAAAAAAAUAAUUGUAGCUGCUAACUAUCAUCCAUUUUUUAAUGCUUGAAAGAAGAGUUGUGUUAUGUAACUGCAUAGCAGGCUGUUGGUUAUGCUACAUCAUCUGUAUAAAACUACACAAUAGUUCUUAGUAUUUAUUGGAAAUAUCAAAUAAUAUCAUGCAGAUGAAGUUUUUUAAUUUUUUGAAUAAAGUAACAGGAAAUCAUAUAACUGAUUUUAAAAAUGAGCAUUUUGAAGACCCUUAUUCCAGAAGUGAAGUUUAUUCACAAAUAGUGAUGUCUUAAAAAAGGGAAUAAAGAUGAUUGGACCUAUGUUUUCAUUUAAUGGAGACUUCUCUCAGAAGAGCAUCCUCGAGGAUCCUUAGGAAAGUGUCCUAGGCAUUGAGAGGUUUAGUGACUUCCCCAGAGACAGGACAUGAACCCCCAGGCUUCCUAAUUUCCAGGCCACAUGCACCCCUGCCUCUCAUUUCUGAAACUUCUACUUUUUCCCUCUUUUGGACUCACUAAAAUCAGAAAAAUUGACUUAGGCCUGUAUUUAUGAAAACUUUAAAUCUGUUUAAAAGCAACAAGUACAAAAAAAGAAGUUAUGCAGCCAGUAUUUUGAUAAUGGUGAUUAAAUUUGUUUAACCCUUAACUUGGAAAAAGGCAAACUUAUAGGCAUGCUGGAUGUGCUUUCAACACCUUUACAUAUAAUACGAGGUAAUAAAUUUGAGUAGUAUUGAUAUGAAGUAUUUGGAUUCUUAAAAUCUUCUAAAUGGACUUCAUUGGGUGGGAUACUCAUAUAAAUAUAAAUUGGUUACUGUCUUGAGCACUGGCCAUGUCGGAUGAUCCACAUUUAGGAGAAGUAUUGGCUGCUAUUUUCAACAUUAAAGGAGUAACUCAUUUUACCUUCAGACAGUUGUCAAUCCAUGGAAUAAAUAAUUAAAACAAAUUGGACAUUGUUUUUAAAAAAUUGUUGAAUUCUGAAUUGAAAAUUUUCAUUAUACUACUUACCUUUCUACACUUACUAUAAAAUUCCAUUUUAAAAUCUGAUUCUCAUGACUUUUGAAUGAGUACAUUUAGAAAUGUCUUUUUGGGUGUCUCUGAUUAAUUGGUGUUUUUGUUGUGUCAGAUAAAGUUCCCACAGGGGAAGUUUACAACUGCUUUCACAGCUUACAACAGAAUGCUGAGAAAAGAAAAUAGUCACUCAAAUUUAUAAUUAUGAUACUUUUGAAUUUUUUUUUAAUCUAGAAUUUGCUUAUGUUUUUGACAGUUAAAGGGUUUCUUAGGGUUUCAUCCUACUUUUAAACAUCUAUCUGCUUUAAAACCACACCAAAUCUUGGUAUUUAGGAUGUUAACCCAGGUAAACAAAAUCAAAAGCAUUAUUACAGUUCUGAGCAAUGUUAAAAUAUCUGGAAAGCCAUUUGAGAAACUGUCAAUGGAUAUUUCAGUAGUUUUAAAUUUAAUUUGAGCACGGGCCUUUUUUAUUGAAAAAUAAAAUAAAAUUUUUCA